UGUGUGGAUUCAGAGUUUCCACUUCGAUGUUUUCGCUUUCGAAAGGUACUAGCCCUGAUUUUGGCCUUACCCAUAUCAUUGUCAAGAGUCUAUCCUAGAGUGCGUGCUAUCAAAUUUAUUUCUCCAUGAUGUUUGACAAACAAAUGCCAAUGGUAUGUAUGGUCUAAAAGUGUCUCUUCCUCCUCAUCUCUCUCAGCUCUGUCACCUCUUUGAAAAAUUGGAUCACAUUUGAGAAGAAAUGGUCUAAAAGUGUCUCUUCCUCCUCAUCUCUCUCAGCUCUGUCACCUCUUUGAAAAAUUGGAUCACAUUUGAGAAGAAAACUAAGGAAAGAAGCUCAGAAGUUUUCUGUUUGCCAAACCCUAAAACAAUGGGUAGAGGCAGCUAUUGGAAUAACAGUGCUGCCGUGAAACGGUGUAUUUGUAUGGUUGCAGCGAUAUGGCUUCAAUCUGUCAAUGGCACCAACUUCAUAUUUUCUAACUAUUCUUCUGAUCUGAAGAAGACUAUGGGUAUUAACCAGACUAGACUAAACAAUUUGGCGGUGGCUUCUGAUCUUGGCAAAUUCACUGGGUGGGUUUCUGGUGUUGUGUCCAUGCUUUUCCCUACUUGGGCUGUGCUGAGCAUUGCCAUGAGCUUGGGAAUGGUGGGCUAUGGUGUUCAGUGGUUCAUGUUAACUCAAAUCAUUGGCCCUUUGGCCUACUGGCAGGUAUGCAUGUUGUGCUUUCUGGCUGGCAAUAGCAUCUGCUGGUUCAACACUGUAAGCUUCAUGGCCGCCGUAGGCAACUUUCCCAACAGUAGAGGAAUUGCUUCUGGUUUAAGCACAAGCUAUUCAGGGCUAAGCGCUGUUAUUUAUACCUGUCUUUCCUCAGUGAUAGAUCCGGGGCACCCCUCAUCUUACUUACUGUUGAGCUCUGUGGUUCCUGCAAUAGUUGCCCUAAUUUCAGCAAUCCUGCUUCAUGUUUCUCAGUUGAAGAUGGCCAAGGAAGAGGAGGGAGAUAAGAGAAUCAUGACGCUAUUCACUCUGAUUGCUAUUGUCACUGUCAUAUACUCCAUACUAUAUGAAUUCAUACCCCAUACAAAUCGUAGGACAGAAGGAAUUUACAUGUCUGUGUUGAUUAUACUCCUACUUUCCCCCCUCUACGUACCCUUAAAGUUAGCCUUUGGCAUGGAUGCCACCAAAACGACAAUAAUAUCGAAUUACAAUUCAAGCUCAAGACCGAUUCAGGAAGAACACGACCCAAAAAGUGCAGAAAGAGACAAUUCCAUCAUCCAUGAAACUUUUCAAGAAAAUUCCAUCACUACCCAAGAAGCCAUAGACAAUACAACUCUUGACAUAGGACUGGAAGACCAACAGAGGGCUCUACACAGAUCAAGUCCAUCCCUGGGAGAGGAGCACAGCAUCAAGCAACUCUUAUCAAGCAUUGAUUUCUGGUUAUAUUACUUGGUAUAUUUCUGUGGAGGAACUGUGGGUUUAAUAUAUAUAAACAACCUGGGUCAGAUUCUACAGUCCCUGGGAUAUACCAAAACACCGAUUCUAGUGUCUCUGGUUUCCUCCUUCGGAUUUUUCGGACGAAUUGCUUCAGGGUGUCCUGAUUACAUCCAGCAAUGGACGGCGUUUGAAAGCUGCAGAAAGAUGCCUCGGACUGCAUGGAUAGCAAUAUGGAUGGUACCCAUGUCAAUAGCAUUCUUCAUGAUGGCUCUGCUCAAUCCAAUGAGCGCUACAGUCCUUUACCUGAGCACCGCCAUUGUUGGAACUUCUUCAGGAGCCAUAACCAGCAUAGCCAUUCCUGUAUCCUCAGAGCUAUUUGGGAUGGAACAUUUUGCUGUGAAUCACAACAUUGUGGUAACGAAUAUUGCAUUGGGCUCCAUUCUUUUCGGAGAAAUUGCAGGAAUCAUUUAUGACAGUUCUGGAAAAGGGCGACAUGUGUGCAUCGGAAAACAGUGCUUCCAUAAAACUUUUGUGCUGUGGGGAUGCGUUUGUUCCUUUGGAAUCAUUCUGUGCGUGAUCUUGUGUCUCAGAACGCGUGAAUUGUACGAAUCUAUCCACAGACAACGCCAAAAUCACAAUUGACAAAGUAAUAUAAAACUCAUAUUCCUGCCUUCCUUUCAUUACAACCCCAAUUUCUCAACAGUUUCUUUUUGAAAGCUAUGGUUCAUGUCGGUUGCACAAACAUUUACGAAAUCUGUCCUGUCAAAACAGCAAAAAAGGCUAAAUUUUUAAAUUCCAUCUUCGUGGUAGGACUCGGCGUAGAGACAACGAAAAUGUUUGGACAAAUCUUUCUUCUACAUUUGUCGUUACUGUUUGAAUGCAACCAUUCAAUAGAGGCCACGCAUUACUAUAACCAUUUUAAGGCAAUGAAAUCGGGAUCGUGAAAGCAGGACAGAGAUCCCGGUUUUUUGAAGCUUCUUUGAACUUAUUAGAGAUUUUUCUUUUUAAAGGUCGUUUUGUUGUGGAUGAAUUAAAGUGCCAUUGAAUGAGAGACGCAUAAU
Molecule: messenger RNA, 2487 nt
Organism: Cryptomeria japonica (Japanese cedar)
Lineage: Eukaryota; Viridiplantae; Streptophyta; Pinopsida; Cupressales; Cupressaceae
Product: protein NUCLEAR FUSION DEFECTIVE 4
Exons: 3
Coding region: 368-2068 (566 amino acids)
Cellular component (GO): membrane
Source: RefSeq, a predicted model, not a curated record